Lolium perenne is the source of this 574-nucleotide messenger RNA. RefSeq names its product TPD1 protein homolog 1-like. Lineage: Eukaryota; Viridiplantae; Streptophyta; Magnoliopsida; Poales; Poaceae. Gene Ontology annotation, biological process: cell fate determination. The record is from RefSeq and is a predicted model, not a curated record.
UUGCUCUAUAAAUAGCCCUCUAUUCGGGUCCAGGUACACAUUGUCCUCCAAAACAACAAAAAGAAUAUCGACCAUCAUCGCACAUUGCAAGAUUUAGAGACUACUAAGUAUCAUGCAGUCCAAGAUAUCAGUGAUCCUUGCGGCUUGCUUGUUGUUUUGCAUUAGCAGCCGAGGGGCUGCGACCGGGUGCGCACUGGAGAACAUCGUGGUGACCCAAGCCGACACCAGCGACUGGGCGCACGGCCAACCGGUGUACGCGGUGACGGUGGAGAACACGUGCGACUGUCCCCAGUCCCACAUCAUGUUGGAGUGCGACGGUUUCAAGACCACAUUGGAGAUGGACCCGUCCAAGUUCAAGUACAACGGUGACAGCAAGCUCUGCCUCGUCAACAAUGGAGAGCCCGUGGUGCAGGGCCAGGACGUCAACUUCCGCUACGCCUGGAGCCCAAAGUUCUUGCUUCCGCCUGCCAACUCGACGCUGGCGUGCUGAUGAUUUAUGUUAAAAUAACUGACCGUUGAAUGAAUAAGAGCAAUUGAAUGUCACAAUGUGUUCAGCCUUCAACCUGAUGUUGCG